This is a messenger RNA of Stegastes partitus (bicolor damselfish), 3950 nucleotides long. Its product is annotated as E3 ubiquitin-protein ligase TRIM33-like. Bases 94 to 3006 code for a protein of 970 amino acids. Gene Ontology annotation, molecular function: zinc ion binding; protein binding. The record is from RefSeq and is a predicted model, not a curated record. The transcript is spliced from 18 exons. Lineage: Eukaryota; Metazoa; Chordata; Actinopteri; Pomacentridae. Gene Ontology annotation, cellular component: chromatin.
GACAGAGAGUGAAGAGGACAAUGCAGGUAUGAGAGGAGCCUGGUGAGCGUGUGUCUUGAAGAAACCAAGGCUACGAAGGUAAAAGUGCCGCUAAUGGAUGACUGCACAGAGGCACGGCAGCCGGUGGAUGCUGCUGUUAUCAUUGUGGAGAACGAAGCGGAACCAGCGCGAGAGGAGAAGUCCGGCGCCACCGACCACGUCUACCUGGACACCUGCCCCGUCUGCCAGCUCAACUUUCACAGCCGAGAGCCCAAACUUCUGCCGUGUCUGCACUCUUUCUGCAAGAAAUGUUUGCCGCCGCCCUCCAGGAAUUUGGCCAUGCCAGAGCCGCCAAACUCCCAGACAGACAGCGCGACCAAACCACUAAAUGUGAUCCGCUGUCCAGUGUGCAGGCAGGAGUGUAUGGAGGUAGAUGUGAUGGAUAACGUCUUUGUGAAGGACUCUGUGGAGGCUCCUAGCAGCACAGUGGAGAGGACAGUUCAGCUCUGUAUGACCUGCGAUGACAACACUGAAGCUGCCGGGUUUUGUGCUGACUGUGUUGAGUACCUGUGUACCACCUGUGUGGAGGCCCACCAGAGGGUUAAAUUCACCAAAGACCACACCAUCAGACUGAAAACAGAAGUAUCACAAGAGGUGCACGGUGUGUCAACUCAGAGGCCGAUGUUCUGUGACAUCCACAAACAGGAACCGCUAAAACUUUUUUGUGAGACCUGUGACCUACUGACCUGCCGCGACUGCCAGCUUGUCAAGCACAAGGACCACAAUUACCAGUUCCUUGAGGAUGCUUAUAAAAACCACAGACAGCACAUGGAGAGCAUGACCCAUCAGCUGCAGGAGAAAAAGAAACUGAUUGAAGAGGUGUCGGACUCCAUAAACAAUGGACUUCUUCUGGUUGAUCAGAACCGUACGUCUGUUCAUAAUGAAAUAAAGAAGUCCGUCUGCAGUCUGAUUCUUGAGAUAAACAAGAAAGGCAAGAUGCUACUCAAUCAACUUGAGACUGUAACUAAGGAUCAUGAGAGUGUCCUGCGAAAACAGCAGGAGGACAUUGGCUAUCUAUCCAGACACCUGGAUCAUGUCAUCAGCUUCACCAGAUGGGCCACAGCCAGGAAUGGAGGCAUGGCCCUCUUGUACUGUAAACGUUUGAUUCUGUUUCAGAUUGGAAACCUCCUGCGGGCAAAAUGCAGUGUCUCAUUUGUGCCACAGAGCACCGUACGCUUCCAAUGUCGAGCCUCGUACUGGGCCUCAAAUGUUGAUCUGGGCUCUUUAGUGGUGGAAAAUGUACCAGGCCACCAGCUGGGUGGUUUUCAGGGUAUUCCUCAUCAGCUCACUCACCCCGGGCAGGGCCCUUCAGGCUCACCCCUCAGCGUUGCCUUGGGAGCUCCCCAUAGCACUCUGGCUCAGCUCCAGAUGCAGGUGGACAAGCUAAACCCGUUGGCUAACUGGCAGCCGCUGCCUCCUCCUCCGCCCUGGACAUGGUACCAGAGCAUCCGACUGCCACGGACCGUCCCGGGGCCCCAGCAGGGAGGCUCUCCGUCCCACAGUAUGAAUCCCCAACCAGGCCGCAGGUUCAUCGUGCCUCCGCCCAACCAUGUCAGCCCAACUAGCAGCUUGCCGAGCCCCGGAUUUCCUCCCCAGCAUCAUCUGAGGCUGAUGGGAAGCAGCUACCAAACCAAACCCGUGGACAUGUUUUCUGCUUCACCUCCCUACUCGCAUAUAAGACCGCUGCCCAUCAAUGGCGGCGUCAGUUCGCCUCAAUCAAGACAGGUGAUUGAGCCCACGUAUGUGAGCAGGAGGAAUGAAUCAGCUGGUCCAGUAUACAUGGUGAAUCCCAGCUAUCCUCAGGGCCUGAUGCUGUCUUUGCCAAACAGAAAUGUGCAAGGACAGCAGAAUUCACCAGGGUACGCUGCUGUAUCCCAGGAGGAAAAACCUGAGACUGUUUCCUGGAAACCUCCAGAAGCACAAAGGGCUAAUGGAGAAAUAGGCUCUGCUGUCAAGAGGAGAAGAAGAUCAUCUCCAGGGCCAAUCAUUGUCAUCAAAGAUGAGCCAGAUGAUGACAGCAUUUAUGCACAUGCCCAUCAAAGAGCCAGCCUCCCCGACAGCACAGAUGACCAACUCCAAAUUAGUUCUAAAGUUGAAAGAAACAAGGUCCCAACUCCCCUUCAAAGCACAGAAGACAGAUCUCACAGCCCUUCACAGCCUGCAGGCAGUCAGUGGGUCCAGAGUAAGACGAAAGCUCCAAAUCACUUCCGUUCAGUGGUAGAAGAGCAGCAGCUAGACCGGCUGGAAGACUCUAAUGAAGUCUUGUGUGCUGUGUGUCAGACUGGUGGAGAGCUGUUUUGCUGCAAUAAGUGUCCCAAAGUUUUUCAUCUCACGUGCCAUGUUCCAACUCUCCUCAAGUCUCCCAGCGGGGAAUGGUUUUGCUCUUUCUGCCGUGACCUGUUAGCGCCUGAGAUGGAGUAUGACUGCAAACCUGAAGCCAAAACCGUAAAGACGGAGAAAGAUCUUGAAGGAGGAUUUGCUCCUGUGGACAAACGAAAAUCCGAGAGGCUUUUGCUGCACUUGUUUUGCAGCGAGCUGAGUUCAGAACUUCAAGAGCCUGUGUCCACCUCGGUAUGUGCUAAUAACAGGCUGGCCGUAAAGCUACCAAUGAAUCUUUCCACUGUGAAAAGACGUCUGGAGGCUAAGCAGAGUCUGUGCUACCAAAGCACUGCAGAGUUUGUGUCAGACAUCAGGCUUGUAUUUGGGAACUGUGCAGUUCUCAGUGAGGCUGAUGCCGAAAUCACCAAGACAUGCAGGAAACUUGAAGAGCUGUUUGAAGAAUGCCUGAAGCUCAUCUACCCCGACCAAACCUUUCCAGACAUUAAAAUGGAGAUAAUGCCUACUUCCCUUCCUGAAUUUCAGCUCUCACCUCCUGACAAUAUGCCACAGCUUGCAAAGCGUCAGCACACAUGUUCAGACUCCCAGGAUACACCAAGCUAUCCCAGUGGAGAGGAGGGCGUUGCGUGAAAGCACAAAUCUUCCCCAUCGUUUCGAUAUUUAACAACACUGCCAGACAGCACCAGAUAAUAUGUGGUGUGGAACACUUUAUUACAAACAUUUGUGAUACGCAGUUACCUUCAGGUCACCAAAAAUGUUUUAUAUGUUUAAAAAUUAAAUUGUACAGCAAGCAAAGACUGUCGGAUGCAUGAUAUAGCACCCUUAAUUUAUUCUAUUUUCUGGAAUAAACAGCAUUAAAGCUGUUGGAUUUAGUGGAUUUUCCAUCUCUGACUGAAGAUUAAAACUUGAAUUCAUGCAGAAAGUACAUAGUGGACAUGUGUUUUCAGGGUAUCUGACUAUUACGGGGUCACGUCUGCUAAGAGUCAACAUCAUCAUUGGUAGUUAGCACAGAAGCUAAUGAGCUAACAGGUAGUAUGGUCAGGUUUGGUGUGUUUUUCCGGAUAGGGUCUUCUUUUGUAAAUAUAGCUGUAGUUAGACACAGGAUGAUAAUCAUGAGCCUAAGUGUUUGUGAUUUAUCCAAUGUGGCACCAACAGUAAAUGAAAAACUCAAAGGAAAUGAAAGUUGUUUGUUAAAAUACCAGACUGUAUGAAUUUUUACAUGUUCUAAUUUCUGAAUUUAAAAAAAGUACAGUAGAACGAUAAAUGUACAUGUCAUGUGUCAUUUUAUUUAUUAAUUUAUUUAUUUAUUAGAAUUUAUUUGGAUGUUUAUUUAAAGAAAUACACAUUUUUAGAUAUCAUUGUGAAGAACCAAGCACAGUGCCUAUGUUAUAAUAUGUGAUAGCCUGUUUUUCAGGAUUGUUUUGUUUCCAUAAAAUGCUUUCUUAUACAUGCACAGCAUUGUCAAAUGUUUUCUCAUAUCAAACAUCAACAACAUUGAGCCAUAAGCCUACUUGCAUUUAAGUCAGCUUGCAGGUAUUAACAGGGUAGAAUGGAAUAAAACUGCUUAAUUUUUA